Emiliania huxleyi CCMP1516 is the source of this 573-nucleotide messenger RNA. RefSeq lists its product as hypothetical. Bases 1 to 573 code for a protein of 190 amino acids. The transcript has 4 exons. NCBI's taxonomy places the organism in Eukaryota, Haptophyta, Isochrysidales, Noelaerhabdaceae. The record is from RefSeq and is a predicted model, not a curated record.
AUGUCCGAGGAGGGAGACGACAAGCUGCUAGGACUGCUCGGCAAGAUGAUGGGCAACAUCGCCCGGUCCGCCGUUGAGAACGCACGCCUGUUGCAAGAGGCAUACCCGCACCUGUCGGCAACGUCAGUCGACCAGGCCUUCGGCGUUAGUGACGCCGUCAACGGGUACAGCGGGAACGAGAAGGGGAAGCGGGGUCGCAAGCGGAAAGGCGGAGCGGAGGGCGACGCGCCCAAGAAGAAGCGCGCGCCGUCGGGGUACAUCCUCUACACGUCGGAGCAGCGGUCGAGCAUGAAGGAGGACGGCUCGGCGACGGGGAUGGCGCAGAAGGAGCUGAUGAAGGAGCUGGCGAGCAGGUGGCGCGACCUGCCGCAGACGGGGAAGGACGAGUGGAAUAACAAGGCCAAGGAGGGCGCCGCCGCCGCCGACGCGGCGAGCUCGAGCGCCGCUGCGGCGGCGGUCGAGAGCCUCGACGACGGCGAGAAGAAGCAGAAGAAGAAGCACAAGAAGGCGCGGGCGGACAAGUCGGAGAAGAAGAAGAAGAAGAAGAAGGACAAGGACAGGCACGACGACUGA